This is a messenger RNA of Quercus robur (English oak), 999 nucleotides long. Its product is annotated as cytokinin riboside 5'-monophosphate phosphoribohydrolase LOG1. The record is from RefSeq and is a predicted model, not a curated record. The transcript has 7 exons. Gene Ontology annotation, cellular component: cytosol; nucleus. Gene Ontology annotation, biological process: cytokinin biosynthetic process. Lineage: Eukaryota; Viridiplantae; Streptophyta; Magnoliopsida; Fagales; Fagaceae. Gene Ontology annotation, molecular function: hydrolase activity, hydrolyzing N-glycosyl compounds. The coding region runs from base 108 to 764 and encodes 218 amino acids.
ACCCAUGAAGCACUCUCAAAUUGUCAAACUGUGGGACAGUGAGGCAGAGGGGAUAUUUCCGUAGUUCUUUGAGAGAGAGAGAGAGAGAGAGAGAGAGAGAGAGAGAGAUGGAGAGGGAGAAAGAAAUGAAGCAAUCAAAGUUUAAGAGGAUUUGUGUGUUCUGUGGGAGUAGCCCUGGAAAGAAAAGCAGUUAUAGGGAUGCUGCUAUUGAGCUUGGAACAGAGUUGGUUUCAAGGAAUAUUGACCUGGUUUAUGGAGGAGGGAGUAUUGGUUUGAUGGGUUUGAUUUCUCAAGCUGUCUACAAUGGUGGUCGCCAUGUAAUUGGAGUUAUACCCAAGACACUCAUGCCUAGAGAGAUAACUGGAGAAACAGUGGGAGAAGUGAAAGCAGUAGCAGACAUGCACCAAAGGAAGGCUGAGAUGGCUAGGCAGUCUGAUGCCUUCAUUGCCUUACCUGGCGGUUAUGGGACUCUUGAAGAGCUUCUUGAAGUGAUAACUUGGGCCCAACUUGGCAUCCAUGAUAAACCGGUGGGAUUGUUGAAUGUGGAUGGAUACUACAACUCCUUGUUGUCAUUCAUCGACAAAGCUGUAGAGGAAGGCUUCGUUAGUCCAAGUGCUCGCCAUAUUAUUGUAUCUGCACCGACAGCAAUGGAGCUAGUGAAGAAAUUGGAGGAAUAUUUUCCGCGCCAUGAAGGAGUUGCUUCAAAGCUAAACUGGGAGAUUGAACAGUUAGGUUACACGCCAAAAUGCGAAAUCUCAAUGUGAAUGAAUGGUGCAUGGAGUAGAAGAAAGUGACGGCUUGAUGAAAGGGACUAAUUUUAGAUGACCACAAAAUUUCCUUAAGUGGCCAUUCCUUUCCCCCCCCCCCUAGUGUAAGCUAAAAGAAUUAACCUCAAAAUAUGUAGCUUGACUAUUAUCUUCCAUGAUAAUUGGGUAUUCUGAUGCUCCAUUUGGUUGCCAAAAGCCGGGAAGUAGAGAAGAAAAUUUAGUUUUACAACAA